Molecule: messenger RNA, 1836 nt
Organism: Hordeum vulgare subsp. vulgare (domesticated barley)
Lineage: Eukaryota; Viridiplantae; Streptophyta; Magnoliopsida; Poales; Poaceae
Product: phospholipase A1-II 1
Exons: 2
Coding region: 352-1536 (394 amino acids)
Biological process (GO): lipid metabolic process
Molecular function (GO): glycerophospholipid phospholipase A1 activity
Source: RefSeq, a predicted model, not a curated record
UGAAGCACACAAAGAUAUGGUGUGUUGCACGUUAUUUUGUCUUCCUUAUUCAGGCUAGUGCCAGUUGGUAUGAAUAGAAUGAUAGAAUUAUCUUUGGGUCCUUAGUUGAUCCUUGCAAGCUUCUCUAUGCUUUGAAAUACAGGAUGAAUGGUUGCCAAGUUGGGUGAGAGAUUUGGUAGGGUUAGAGAAUGACAGGGGAGCUCAUCUUCAACACGCAUAUCAAACUGCAGGUUUCAUGGAGAAGCCAGCAGCCUAGCAUGUCCUAUAUAUAUAUAUGCAAAAGGGUUAAGUUCUGGGCUCUUGUAGUUUCCAGAAACGAAGCAAGACAAACAGAAGCAUUUCCUGUCAAAUAUGAGUUCUGUAAGAGGGUUUGGAAAUAUCGCCAGAAGAUGGAGAGAACUCAACGGAGCGAAUUACUGGAAGGGGCUACUUGAUCCUCUUGACGUCGACCUCCGCAAGAAUAUCAUCAACUACGGUGAGCUCUCACAGGCAGCAUACACUGGGCUCAACAGAGAGAGAAGAUCAAGGUACGCUGGGUCUUGCCUCUUCAGACGCAAGGACUUCCUCAGCAGGGUAGAUGUAUCAAACCCUAAUCUGUAUGAGAUUACAAAGUUUAUAUAUGCAAUGUGUACGGUGAGCUUGCCGGAUGAUUUCAUGAUAAAGCCGCUGUCAAAGGCCGCAUGGAGCAAACAGUCAAAUUGGAUGGGGUUUGUUGCUGUGGCCACCGACGAGGGUAAGGAAGUGCUUGGGAGGCGGGAUGUGAUGGUGGCAUGGCGUGGGACAAUACGGGUGCUAGAGUGGAUGGAUGACCUUGAUAUUUCCUUGGCGCCUGCUUCAGAAAUAGUACGGCCAGGCAGUGCCGAUGACCCCCGUGUUCAUGGAGGAUGGUUGUCCGUCUACACAAGUACUGACCCAGGGUCUCGGUACAAUAAACAGAGUGCACGAUAUCAGGUGUUGGAUGAAGUUGAAAGGCUACAGGAUUUGUACAAGCAAGAGGAGACCAGCAUCACCAUAACAGGCCAUAGCCUUGGGGCCGCUCUUGCAACCAUUAGUGCCACCGACAUUGUGUCCAACGGCUACAACAAGACCUGCCCGGUCUCGGCCUUCGUGUUUGGUAGCCCCAGAGUGGGCAACUCUGACUUCCAGAAAGCAUUUGACAGUGCAGAAGAUUUGAGGUUGCUCCGUGUCCGGAACUCCCCUGAUGUGGUCCCAAACUGGCCAAAGCUGGGUUACAGCGAUGCCGGCACAGAGCUCAUGAUCGACACAGGGGAAUCACCCUACAUCAAGAGCCCCGGGAACCCCUUAACAUGGCAUGAUAUGGAGUGUUACAUGCAUGGGGUUGCCGGGACACAGGGGAGCAAUGGAGGGUUUGAGUUGGAAGUUGAUCGGGACAUCGCGUUAGUGAAUAAACACGAAGAUGCACUGAAGAAGGAGUAUUCAAUUCCGUCGUCUUGGUGGGUGGUUCAGAACAAAGGUAUGGUGAAAGGCAAGGAUGGCCGGUGGCAUCUGGCCGACCAUGAGGAUGAUGAUGACUGAUCCUUUUACGUGAUGCAGUUAUCAGUGCGGCAGCUGGGCAACAAGUUGCAACUAACGAGCUUUCCUUUAAAACAUGGGAAAUAUUCUUCAUGUGUUAAACUGUUUGAGAAGGAAGAAAUGCAUCCUGUUAUGUUUGAACUAAUAUUUUUCAGUGAAUUGUUAUUUGCUUUCAGGACCAGUGACUUUAAAUAACUCUCAUCUAUCUUGCUGUAAUAAAGCCUUAAAUUUGUUUAGCUGUGUGUGACGUUUUCCUGCAUGAACAAUGUUAAGAACUUAUCAGCUUUGUGCAUUCUUUGAUAA